GAGAACAGUAUAAGCCAUCCUUCUCUUGCCAGUGACAUGCAAAGCUUGUGUGGAGUGAGUUCUUCAAUCGGGCAACUGAUUGGGUACACUAUCAGUGGAUUUUUGGUUCAUCUAAUUGCAUCUAAGGGAGUACCAUAUGGAAAGAGGUUAAGAGAUGCACGAGAAGAUUCUAGGUGGUAUUUGCUUAUGCCUUUUAUAUUACUAGAAGCUCCAUUGUCAGGAUUCAAAGGUGAACAUGGAGUUUGUGGAGGGUUCCCAUAAAACUCUAAAUGGAUGAGCUGCUUAAAUAAGAUGUCUGGUGGACCCUGGGUUUAUGGCAUGUUUUUUUGUCUCCUUAAUUCACAUUGCUUAAGAAACGGCAGAUUUGCUACAGGACUUGCAUUUGGAUUCCGAGAAUAAGUCCCUUCAAGCUCGUGACUCAUCAAAGCAGGUUUCAUCUGUUCAAUAUGCACCUGUUGAACCUGGCACCAUGGCGAAUGGAAUGAACAAGCCAUUUGAGAGACCAACAACCCCUUCAAUCAGGAUUUCACAGGGCCAAGCAUGUUUUACAGCCCAAACGGAUACACAUCUCCAACAUACCCUUCUUAAAACUAUUAUGGAGGUUAUGAUGGAUCAUCAGGCAAUGAGUGGGAUGGAUUUGCAAGCGCCGAUGGAGUUGAAAUGCCUCAAUGAUGCAGGAAGAGUGUGCCUACACCAUUUAAAGUUCCAAGUGGCAGUUUUCCCCACUCAGUUGAAAUGAUCUGUAGGGACAAUAGCUCCCGUGAUGAGAUUUACAGCUAAAUCUGCAGUCAAGAGUUUCCGCGAUGCGAAUAGUAUCAAAUGAUAGUUUGGUAGUGAAAAGUUCAGCACUAGAGCCCUCUCAUCUCAUAUUGCCAUUGUCGAGGAAUCUGAGGACACUUCACCUUCAACUGAAAUUACAGCGAGCGAGGAUUGUUUGGAGAAUACUGGUCACCUUCUAACUGUUGAAGUUGACGAAAUUCAAUCUUUGUCACAUGCAGAACUAUCACAAGGUUGCAUAUGCCCAAAUAGUGAAGGUGUUAAUUAUGCGCUUAGUUAUAUGUAGACCCAUUCUGGAAGAUAUAUUUGCCAACGAUAAAAAGUUUUUUUUCGAC
Molecule: messenger RNA, 1112 nt
Organism: Nicotiana attenuata
Lineage: Eukaryota; Viridiplantae; Streptophyta; Magnoliopsida; Solanales; Solanaceae
Exons: 6
Coding region: 470-739 (89 amino acids)
Source: RefSeq, a predicted model, not a curated record